Molecule: messenger RNA, 3116 nt
Organism: Cheilinus undulatus (humphead wrasse)
Lineage: Eukaryota; Metazoa; Chordata; Actinopteri; Labriformes; Labridae
Gene: ankrd22
Product: ankyrin repeat domain 22
Exons: 6
Coding region: 44-619 (191 amino acids)
Molecular function (GO): protein binding
Source: RefSeq, a predicted model, not a curated record
UGUGGAGAACUUUACUCGUCCAGGUGUGCUGGUGCCGGCGGUCAUGGGUCUGGUUUACUCCGAGCCGGCCUGUCAGACGGCGUAUGACGGAGACAUCCAUCAGCUGUACCGCGUCCUGAAAAAAGACCCGACUCAGCUGAAUGUCCAGGAGGAGCACUACGGGGACACGCCCCUCAUUGCAGCCUGUCGCCGUGGCAACGUGAGGGUUGUCGAGUACCUGCUGGAGAACGAGGCCAACGUCCACCUGACGAAUAAGAAGCAGAGGAACUGUCUGCACUACGCUGCCAAGAGAAGCCUCUCUCUGCUGGAUUAUCUCAUGAUCGCCAUCCUGCUGCCCAUCCUGCUGCUGGGAUACUUCCUCCUGCUGCAGAAACAGCGGCAGCAGAAGGCGCUGAUGACGGCGGUGCUUAGCAGCAAAGUUAACGUCAACGCUGUCGACUACAGAGGAAACACGGCCCUUCAUUACAUCUGUCAGAGGAAAAAUCAUCGUCUGGUUCCUCUGCUGCUGGAGAGAAACGCUAAAACAGAUAUUCAAAAUAAAGACGGAGAGACGCCGCUGGACAUCGCCAUUCGGCUGAAGUUUAAAAAGAUCAUUAGGAUGCUGCAGAAGACGCAAUGACAGACAGAUUCCACUCCAGUCUUCAGCCUGGUUCAGACCAGAGAUCCAUGACAGAGUCAGAUCAGAGCAUAUCAGAGGACGACUGCAUCUCUGGGGGCGGAGUCAGACCGGCUAAACAGCAGGUCUGAGAACGCCAUCAGCAUCUACCACAGACGUAUGCAGCUUUAAGUUAAAUCCAUCAGUGCAAUAUUAUUACUAGUACAAUACAAUAUAGUAAGAUGAGGGGUGUAGGACUAUCACCAGAGGGGAGGGACAUUUUUUAGUUUACCAAAAAAAGAAGCACCUUGCUACUGGCUGUUAAAGUCCCUGUAAAGUGAUAAAAAUAAAUCAGUAUUUAGGUUUGUUGUAUGACAGACUACUAUGUUAUGAACCUCCAGGUCAAAUUUCAGUCUAAUUAAACAUCUUUAAGUAUAUAAAAUUACAUCUCAAAAUCAGAAAUGAGGCAGUAAAAUCUGCUCCAGGAUGGUGUGGGCAUGUCUGUUGAAAAAGAAGACGAAGCCACACCCACUCAGGAGAAAAGCAAUCCUCUCAAAUUUUAAAAAAUGUGAGAAAAAAAGCUGCUGCUACAACUCCUUUUAAAACCACCAGGGAAAGUCUCUAAAGUCUGAUGAAACAGAGAGCUGUGGAGCGGUGCGUCUCCUCCAGGUGCAGGGGUGUGAGCUGACACACUGUCAGUGUUGCAGAGCGUCCCGUUGCAGGCAGCAGCAGGUUUUAACUCGUCUCAUGAAUCUUUGGUCUGAACUGGGUGGGUGGUAUUUUCUAGAACAGUUUAAAAAAGGGUAAUGUAAAAAUAUUUGUAUAAAGUUUCCAAAGCCAGCUUGUACCCUUUUUGUUUCUCUAGAAGUCCUGGAGGAUUUUAGUGACAUCAGAUCACUUUUUGUUUUAAUAAAAACAGUGAAAUGUUCAGUAUUUAUUCUUGGUUCAUAGCAAAGGCUCCAUUAGCAUUAAUGAAAUAAAACAAACAGUAAAGCUCUGUGUUUUCUGCCCUUAAUUAGCCUUAACUAAUCCUGGAGUCUGUUAGUGCAUGCUAACUUCACUGUGCUAAUGGAUGUGUUUAAAAUCCCUCUAACUUGUUCUUACCCACCCUAAACCCAAAAUACCUGGUCUGACCCUGCCCUGGUUUUUAUGGUGUCCGUUCUUUAUUGUGUGAAAUACAAAGUCUGUUACAUAGAAGACGUCUCGGCUGAAACAGCCAUAAUAAAAGGUGAAACUGUGCUAAAUAACAGGCUAACAGUUACCCUCAGUCUCUAUGCUACGCUAUGCUCAGGUCAUUGUGCUAGCUGGCUAACUGAUGCUAAACUGGUGUGAACAGGGAUUAUUAUGGAUUUCACUUUCAUGCUGUUGUUAUUAAAAAUAUAAGAUAUCAGUCAUCUGGUACAUUUCAACACAGUUUUUUCUGUUUUUGAGUUGAAAACGUGGUUACCAAUAAAAUGUAAAAACAACAAGAAGGACUGAUUUGUGAGAAUUCUUGUAUUUAGGUUCAGUUUCAUAUCAGUAAUAAAAACAUCAGAUGUGACAGAAAAAUAAUUUGUUGCUAAGGUAAAUUUAAAGCCAAGGUUAAUGGUUCAAGUGUUAAAGAUGUAAGCACUGCCCAUUAGAUAUAAACCUAGACGAUUGGAUGCUCCACAUUUGAUUGACAGGACUAUAAAUCAAGGUGUUAUUGUUAUAAAAGUUUUAUUUCUUAUUGCUAAUGUUAGCAUUAGCCCUUUCAGCAGUCUACCACUGCAGCAGCACUGCUACCGAAGGUUUGGACCAAUCAGCAGCCUUGGAGCUGACGCGAUAGUUCUUUAAGUGUCCACCAGGUGUCACUGUGAUCAAACCGAUGGUGUUUUAGUAAAAGUUCAGACCUCAGAGAUGAAGGGUUUGAAAGAAAACGUCACAAUUAAAAACAUUCUCAGAUGCAGGACUGAGCGUGAGCUAGCAGCAGUUCAUCAAACAGAAGUUAACGAUAAAAUUACAAAUCAGUAAAUCAUCAAACGUAAAAACAGCAGUGCUCUUCAACCAGCAGAGGGCUCUGAGGCCUCGUCCACACACUAGCAGGAAUUUUAGAAAUGGAAGUGGUUUUUCUGAGGGUCUGGCCCUUUCACGUAGGCCCAGAGGUAUUUUAGGUCACUCAACGACAGCAGCAACCUCUCCCCUCUGAUGACUGUUCAUGGAAACCUUUGGAAAAGGGUUUCUCUGCUCCUCAUCACACCAACAACUUUUCUUAAGCAGCCAACUAUGGCCUCAAAUUUGGCAAAAGCUCCCAACAUCCCCAGCUUCACCAACAUUCUGCCUUUAAAGACAUCAUCCUUUAAAGCUCAUAAAACAUCCUGGCCUUUCCUUCAAAACUUAUAAAACAUUCCGGCCGUGUCUUUGAUGAUGACGUCAUACUUCAAAGCUUUUAAAACAUUCCGUAGUGUCUUUGAUGAUGACGUCAUCCUUCAAAGCUUUUAAAACAUUCUAGCCAUGUCUUUGAUGAUGACGUCAUCCUUCAAAGCUUUUAAAACAUUCUAGC